GUCAAGUCACCGGGAACUCUGAACUCUUGCAGCCACUGCUCGUGUUUCUCAGGAUGGAGGUGGGGGGAUUACUGGAGGAUUGCAUCAGCGCAGCGAAAGAAGAUCCGAAAAGUGUUGAAGUCUCUGACUCUGUGAAGCUGAAGUACAAAUGUUGCAGAGAGUCUCUGUGUGAAGAACUGGCCUCUCUGCUGGAGGAGGCAGAGCAGAUGAAGUGGCCCUUUGUGCCAGAGAGGUGGCAGUACAAGCAGUCCAUCAGUUCCACAGACAAGACCAACAUCAAUGACCUCAUCGGCAAAAACCUGCAACAGCUCUUGGAUCUUCUGAAGUCCUCCAUCAUGGCUCAGAAACCACAGACGUCCCUGGCAGUGGUCUUCCUGGUGGACCGAUUCCUCUACUGGAUCGAUGAAUCCAGACGACUUCUAAAGAUCACCAAGCUCCUAAACCGGUGCUACCCUGAACAACCCAUAGCCCCUCAGCUGAUCAUACGGGUGGCCAGAGUCUUCCUUAACUCUGGAAAACUUCAAAAGGCCGAAUCCAUCUUGAGCAGUUUGAUUUAUAGAAAUGGGACAACAGGUUGUUGGGUCUAUCACUGUGACAGUGACAAAGUGCUUGUUCAGGCCGUCAGUGUUCAAGUGCGUGGAAUGGUUUUGCAAAAGUUGGGCCUGUGGCUGCAGGCUGCAGAGCUAAUCUGGGCUUCUCUGGUUGGCUACUACUCACUCCCUCAGCCUGAUAAGAAGGGCAUUGGGACCUCUCUUGGCUUACUGGCUAACAUAUUAGUGUCCAUGGGUGAUGAAGACUUCCAUUCUUUUAAAACUAAUCCAGAUAUUGAUUUUCCAUCUUUACUCGGAAAUACUGGGAGUCAUCGUCUUCUUUCGGCCGCCCAGGCAGCUAAGAUGGCUGUGGUGUACAGUCAGUACGCUUCACUUUACGUGCUGACGAAUGUGACGGCUCAAGGAAGCUGCUUGUUGUCGUACAGCUUCUCACUAGCAUGCCCUCCCUCUCAAAGAGCAACCUUCCUCCAGAAGGCCCGAGAGGCCUUCGCAAUCGGCCUUCUCACCAAAGCAGAGGGCGUCCCGGUUACCAGCCAGCAGGAACUUCACACCUUCCUGAAGGCAGCCUAUUCCAUGACCAUCACUGACAAGUGGCUGGACGCUCCAAAGGAUGUUGUAGAGGAGGCUGCUCAAGCUUGCCAGCAAGCUUUAGGAUAUUUCUAUAAGUAUUGUGAUUCCAGUACUCAAGACAAAAAUGGCCUGUCUGUUAAAAUUAUACAACACGUCUCUAAAGUCAAGCAGCUGCUGGGUGUGGAGCCAUUCCCUAAUUCAGAUAAAGGAUCUUUUAUUCCAGACAGCUACAGAAACGACAAAGAUUCCUUUGUAAAUUUCACCCUGGAGGGUUUCUCAAAGAUAUUGGAGAGAUUUCAGAAAUAUCAUGCAUCGCUGUGUGAGGCCACCAAAAGUUUCAAGGAGACCGAAGACAAAAAGGCAAAAGUUUUAACAGCACUGGAUACAAACCUAGAUACAGUCAGCAGAGAAAGUGGUACAGAAGCAUCUAAGCAAAAAUCGAGAAGCUCGGAUUCAUCAAAUGUGUUUUUGUCUCAAAAUGUUGCUCCAACCCUGGAAAGCACAGACCCCCUGGGAUCGUCUUGGCAGAAGCUCUCCUUCAGUAGUUCAGGCUCUCCUCAGCCCAGCAGUGGUGCUCAUAGAAGUGGCAGUGGACACGGAGCAAGCAUUAGCGAUCAGAGCAACAUUCCCACUGAGAGUGAUGAUGAUGAUGACAGUUUUUCACACUCUGCUAAUGAAAACCAUAAGCCAAAGCCACAGAACCAGAACUCUAGCAAUAGUUCCCAUCCAGUCCUAAAGUCCACAAUUCCUGAAACCCCAAGUCUGCUUCCACAGUGUGAAGCAAUUCAAGCCGAAACAGAGACAGAAGACUUUGACAAGGACUGUAUGGCUGAUGUUAAUGAGGAAAACAAAGAAUAUUUGCAUUCCCAACUACCUCUCCAAACAUCUUCCAGUUCCUUUGGUGAGAGUUUUAGUUCCCAGUCUUCAUGGGAAAAAAUCUCAACUGGCCACAACUCCCCCAUGCGUGAAAAAGUACAACCAGGUUAUGUGUUAAAACCAAGGAGUCGAUCUUCAGGUUCUGAUGGGAGCUUCGUCAUCGUGGAAACACCGAAUUCUGACAGCAGCUCUUCACCUGGUGGCAUCACAGAUCACAAACCACUAGAGAGGCAUGAUGUUCACUCAAAUAUAAAACCUGCAGCCAAUUCAAGUCCUGCAAAACCUGUAGGCCGCACAGUCUCAGCGGUCCAACACAAUCCUUCACAGAGGAUUUCAGACCCAAACACCACUACUGAGAGCUCUGAGGAGAGCUUUGAGAGCUCAUACGAUAUGGUGGAGCUCAAUGAAAAUGGGCACCAAAGCAAUGAAGUGACUUCUGCAGGAAAAGCACCUCAGAACAAGAAUACUUUGUGCUACAGCUGUCUGUACCCCAGCACAACAGCUGCUCCUGAGUUUGAAUUGUCCCAGCAUGAUUACCAGGCUCUACUGGCUGGAAUCUGCCAUGAAUGUCUGCAGAGGAGGCUCUACAGCGAGACAGAGUUAUUCCAACUCCAAAAGUUUCAAACUGCCCACAAUGCUCUUCACCUGAAGUUCUCCAAGGCCACAGGACUGUGGACGGCCAGAGAGACCUGUGUUUACAUCGGGGAUCUGAUGGAGAUGGAGGGCAAACAGAGAAGAGCGAUAUGGGUUCAGUUUUUGCAUCAGGAGGAGAGGUUAAGCAGUUAUGUAGGGAAGGAUUACUUGAAGCCAAGAGAAAUCCAGUAUCACCUGAACGAUGUAGAGCGCCAGAUGACAGCUCAGUACUAUGUGACCGAAUUCAACAAGAGUCUCUACGAUAAAGAAGUUUUGGCUCAGAUCUUCUACAUUCCCUCCGACGCAUUGUUGAUCCUAAACAGUGAUGAGAUUGUGGGCUGCAUCACCGUGGAGCCGUACAUGCUUGGAGAGUUUGUGAAACUCACCAACAACACUGGGCAGAAAGAGAUGUCUGUCGAGGCUACGAAAUAUGGUCUGGCUUUUGGACACUUCACCUACCUGUUCUCUGGUCGCAAGGAAGUUGUGGUCGACUUGCAAGGAUGGACGACUUCCAAUGGGAAAGGUCUGACUUACCUCACGGACCCCCAGAUUCACUCCACCAGGACCCCCACAGGGCCCUCAAACUUUGGUGAAAGGGGGCUGGCAAUUUUCCGGAAAGAGCAACAUGGACCAGCCUGCAACGAGAUCUGCAACCUGCUCAAACUCACUCCACUCACCCUGCAGUCACAUGUUUAAAAAGCUGGAGGUUACAUGUACUGACUGAUGCUGGGGAUGAUUUUUGUUAAUUUUUUGGUGUCUGAAUCACUGUGUAUCAGAUAUUUAUAAUAAUAGAAAAUGCCUCCAACAUCACUCUGAAUAUCUGUAUAUGCUUGAUUGAUUCAACACUAUGGUAAGAACAGCUGAGACUGAAGCAAGUAGUUUGAAACUCAAAGCUGUUUGUUAAUUGCUUAGUACUUCACAUCAUUUUAUCAUCAUCUAUAUUUCUCCAGAAAAGUGUUAAAUCUGCUUUUUUGUAAGCGUUUGUUUAGUUCAUUUGUUCAGAGCACUACGAUUUAAAUUGUUUUAGUUCCAACUUUAACUCUACCACUCCAGUUGAAUUUUCUUAUCAAUGUAGGCAAAAAAAUAUACAUCAAAACUUGAAGAAGUCAGUUUUUGGAAGAAGAAAAGACAUUUUAUUUGAGUAUAUUUUCUUUUAAAAAUGCUAAAAGAAAAAAAAUCCGUCUGUGUUAAUAUUGGAAUGCAAGAAUGUGGAAGCAGUGACUUUAAUAAAUUUUGCUGAUCAGA
Molecule: messenger RNA, 3875 nt
Organism: Poecilia reticulata (guppy)
Lineage: Eukaryota; Metazoa; Chordata; Actinopteri; Cyprinodontiformes; Poeciliidae
Gene: alpk1
Product: alpha-kinase 1
Biological process (GO): protein phosphorylation; innate immune response; cytoplasmic pattern recognition receptor signaling pathway
Cellular component (GO): cilium
Molecular function (GO): monosaccharide binding; ATP binding; protein serine/threonine kinase activity
Source: RefSeq, a predicted model, not a curated record